UAGUAAGUGCUUGCCUAUGUAACCAAGUAACGUAUCUAUCACCCAUGAUUUCCCAUCCCCCAACCAAAUUGGGGUUCCCUCCAAGUACACCAAAAGCAUGUGUCUUCUUAGUGUUGACCAUUACUUUUGAAACCAUAUGCCGGAUGUUAAUAUUAUCAAGAAACAAUGCAAGCUCUUAUUGGAAUAUUCAAAGAAGUUUGGUAAUACAAAAAAAACAAGGGGCCAGAGCAUCCAUCAUUGAAACUGCCAUAUCUUGACCUCAAGUACUUGAAAUAUCCUAUAGUAUGAGUAAAUGAUUGGUAGCAUAAGAUGUUCAUCAGGAAUUUGUUU
This is a messenger RNA of Aspergillus welwitschiae, 330 nucleotides long. RefSeq lists its product as uncharacterized. Bases 45 to 257 code for a protein of 70 amino acids. The transcript has a single exon. NCBI's taxonomy places the organism in Eukaryota, Fungi, Ascomycota, Eurotiomycetes, Eurotiales, Aspergillaceae. The record is from RefSeq and is a predicted model, not a curated record.